Molecule: messenger RNA, 3063 nt
Organism: Telopea speciosissima
Lineage: Eukaryota; Viridiplantae; Streptophyta; Magnoliopsida; Proteales; Proteaceae
Product: subtilisin-like protease SBT2.6
Exons: 9
Coding region: 435-2861 (808 amino acids)
Biological process (GO): proteolysis
Molecular function (GO): serine-type endopeptidase activity
Source: RefSeq, a predicted model, not a curated record
AGAAGGGAUUACAAAAUAAAUGGUUUAGGCCCUAUGAUUGAUGUAUUUGAUGUAUUUAUGACUAACAAAUCUACAGAGUAAUACAUUUCAUGGCUUUGGUUGUACACACUGAACUUUAUAUGGUAUUGUAGUGUACAAUAUCAAUUGUUGUUGCCUAUAUAUAUAGUUAACAACGAUUCAUGAAGGAUACAAGACACCACCCACUUGGGCCAAAGUGGUUUAGAAAUGAAAGAUACAUGGAUGUGUGUGAAGCAUGAAUAUCCUCACAGCCUCAACCUUGUCACCUAAUCACAUAUAUUGAAAGAUGUUUCCCCAUAAGGAGUUUUUUCCCUUGAACUACUACCAGUGUCUGAAUUUUUGAAGAAGCUAAGAAAAAUAUAUAUACAGGCUUUAAGCUUAAAUGAGUUCUUCCAUUCUCUGAUGUUUCUUUGACAAUGGCUCCUGCAUCCAUUUUCAUUCUCCUCUUCUCUUUCAUCCAAUUAUGGAGCUCUCUUUUUGUAGAUGCCAAGGUGUUCAUGGUUCUAAUGGACGACGAACCUGUCAUUUCAUAUAAAACCAGUCAUAACAAUCUGAGGAGUGAUGAAGAUGCUUUGAUUUACAAGGACAUUAUCAUUAAUAAGCAUAACAAUUUCUUAGAAUCACUCCUCCAAAAAGGCUCCUACACAAAACUCUACAGCUACACACAUUUGCUUAAUGGGUUUGCAGUGCAUGUCACAUCAGAGGAGGCUAUUGAUGUUCUUCAAAAUGCAGAGGGAGUUCGAAAUAUGCAGGAGGAUAUAAAGAUGGAAAAGAUGACAACUUACACACCCGAGUUUUUGGGAAUCCCUACUGGUGUUUGGCCAACCUUAGGAGGAGCUGGGAAUUCUGGAGAGGGGGUUGUAAUAGGUAUGAUCGACACUGGGAUCAAUCCAAAUCAUCCUAGCUUUGCUAGCCAGUCAUCUGGAGUUGGUUCACAUUUAAAUAGAAGAAAGUUCAGGGGAAUAUGCACUACUGGUGAUGGAUUUCCCCAAACAGCAUGUAAUGGAAAGAUAGCAGGGGCACAUCACUACGCACGUGGUGCAAUCGCUGCUGGUGAUUUUAAUGCCACACGUGAUUAUGCAUCGCCUUUUGAUGCCGAUGGCCAUGGCAGCCAUACAGCCUCUACUGCUGCUGGAAAUCACCAAAUUCCAGUGAUGGUAAAUGGUUUCAACUAUGGAUAUGCAAGUGGGAUGGCUCCUGGUGCUGGGAUCGCAGUAUACAAAGCCCUUUAUACUUUUGGAGGUUAUAUGGCUGAUGUAGUAGCUGCGGUUGAUCAGGCAGUUGAAGAUGGAGUCGAUAUCCUGAGCCUCUCUAUAGGGCCAUCUGAUGUUCCUCCUGGUCCUUCUACCUUCCUCAACCCGCUUGAAAUCGAACUACUCUUUGCUACAAAUGCUGGAGUUGUGGUAGUUCAGGCAGUUGGCAAUGGCGGCCCUGUUUCAAGUACCAUCCUCUCUUUUAGCCCAUGGAUCACAAGUGUUGCCGCCUCUAUCACUGAUCGCAAAUAUAACAAUACAAUCAUUUUAGGCAAUGGACAAAGCUUCUCCGGCACUAGCAUUGCACCUCCCACCACUGGAGAAGUGCAAUUUCCAAUUGCUGCAGCAGCAGAUGUGUGCAGUAGAAACUCAAGCUAUGAAAUGGUGGAGAACUGUCACCACAAAGAACCCUUCAUCCAAUCAUUGGUUAGAGGGAAGUUGAUCAUCUGCACUUACAGCUAUGAUUUUGAGUUGGAUCCUGCAACUAUUGCCAUGGUCGCAGAAACAAUCCAGAGUGUCGGGGCUGCCGGAUUUAUAAUGACAAUGGACCCUCAAACUGGUGGCGAGGAGAUUGACGGCACAAUAUUGACCCUGCGAAUCCCGGGCAUCAUACUAAACAACUUGGAUACCACAACAAAUCUGUGGGAGUACUACAAUUCUCAUACCAUACGUAACAGGAACAGAGAAGCAGUGGCUUUUACAGCAACAGCGAGGAUUUUAGAUGGACGAAGGGCAGUUUACACAGGGCAGGGGCCCAUUGUUGCAUCCUACUCAUCAAGAGGCCCCGAUGUUAAUAAUGCCCUCUUUCAGACUGCUGAUGUCCUCAAACCAAAUGUCAUGGCUCCAGGUUCUUCUAUAUGGGCUGCAUGGAGUCCUAACAGUGAAGGCGAUCACCAUAUAAAAGGUGAGAAUUUUGCACUUGCAUCUGGCACAAGCAUGUCUACCCCUCACAUAUCCGGCAUAGCGGCUUUGAUCAAGCAGAAACACCCAGACUGGAGCCCAGCUGCUAUCACAUCGGCAAUGAUGACUACAGCCAAUGUAACAGAUCAUUUAGGAGCUCCAAUUCUAGCCCAACAGUUUUACCAACUUGCUCCUGCAACCCCAUUUGAUUAUGGCUCCGGGGCCAUCAACCCAGCUCGAGCCUUAGACCCAGGACUAGUUUUUGACAUCAAGUUCGAGCACUACAUACAAUUCCUAUGUGCUGUCCCUGGCGUAGACGAUGAUUCUGUUAGACGAGCAGUGGGCAUUGAGUGCCCAACCGAGAAAACAUGGUGCUCAGAUUUGAAUACAGCAAGUAUAACAGUUUCUAAUUUGGUUGGGUCCAGGAAGGUGACCCGGAGGGUGACAAAUGUCUGCAGCGAGAAGGAGACAUAUCAAGUGACACUGAAGGAGCCAAUGGGCGUGGCAGUCACUGUGUCACCGAAGGUUUUUAACAUUAGUCCGAAUGCAUCCAGACACCUUAGGAUUCUCCUAGAAGCAAAAGAGGCAAGAAAUGUCUACACAUUUGGGGAGUUGGUAUUAGAGGGGAGUAAGAAUCAUGUUGUUAGAGUUCCCCUAGCUGUUUUUGUGAGCAGUGCCAUAGGGUAUUGAAAUCUUUGGCUACAGUAAUUUGAGAUGUGUUAUUUCAGUCAUACUUGUCCUGUUAAGUUACUAGUUCUUAAGAACACAACUGUUAGUAUUUAGAGACUAGAAGGAAAUCCUAAAUAGAUCCUUGGAUGAUGUUUGGAUCACUAGUAUAAAUAAAAAAGCAAAUCUGUAAUACAUUUCUGGCAAUAUAAUUGAAUUUUAAAUG